CCUUCGAAAAAAUCCAGGGCAGAUGUCCAGGCGUAUUGCACUCCAGCAACGUGUGCAAAAAAAUCGUGGACUAGUACGUCUGCAUAGAACGAGCUGCACAACAGCAAGACCAGACCGGUCUCCGCUAGGCUGUGCAGAAAAACGAGGCUGAUGAGCCACUCGGAGUGGCACACCGAGUGGCAGCAUCGCCGUGCUGGACCAAAUAAAGGCACAUAAAAAUGGCAAACUUGUGCUCACCACGACAACUUCCUGCAACUACUUAUCCCCCGCUCACUGCUGAACAGAAUGGAAUCUCACCUGCCCGAUGAUAAUCGCUGCAGCCAAUGGCCCGUGUUGCAUGGAUGGAAGAUCGAUGAAACGGCCUUUCGAACAAUCACUCCAUACAAACAAACCCGGGCCAUGACACAGAGGUCCGACUCUUCAUCCUCCAGUGCAUCAUCUCCCGAGGCUGGGCCAUCGUCGUCCAACAUGGCGCUGCGGUGCAGUCCCGUGCCUCAAAUCCUCGGUAACUCACUUCUGGCUGGACUCUCACUCCCUUCGGACUACAUUUUUGACUUUUCUCUCCCACUUGACUCCCCAGAGUACCCAUCUGCACCAGCGCCCUUGCAGACUCAGGUGCAAAAUUCCCCGCAGCUCGACGCUGCCCAGCCCAGACCUGCAAAGAAGCGGCGCCCGCUUCCUCUCGUCCCCGGUGGGUCUACCUCAAAAACAAGUUCGUCGCCCGGUCGUUCCAACAAAACCGAACAAUUUGUUCGGCGACGUCGGAGCGAGGCGUUGGCGGCCAAGCUUGGUGCGGGGGCGACGUCUCGCGAGCGGAAGCACAGAGAGGAGAACGAUGAGAAUGCGCCACCGGUCGAGUCGGACGGUCAGCAGGCGGACGAAGGGGAUCUGGUUCUGUGGGACGUCUUCCGGAAGGAGGUCCAAUGCAACCACAAGCCGCAUUGCCGCUUCAGGGUGCAGGGAUGUCCAUGGACAUUCGACGAGGUCAGGGACCUCAAGCGACAUGAAGACGAUCGGUCACACUUCGACGACCGGAAGGCGAUGAAGUGCGCACCGGUCAAGCUAUAUCGCUGCCCUUGGCCCGGAUGCGACUAUGCGAGCCAGCGGGAUUAUUGCUUGAAGGCACACUGGAAGGCUGUUACGAGUGGUUGCGUGAAGCACUUGAUCGGGGACCCGCGUUGGCCGUACGAGUCACUUGAAGAUCUCCACCAGCAUCUUCGUGAGCAUCCUGCACACUUUCAAUGUCCCAAAUCCUAGGACAAGUAGCUGGCAUUGGAUAUGUGAUGGCAUGCCAUG
This is a messenger RNA of Laetiporus sulphureus 93-53, 1296 nucleotides long. RefSeq lists its product as uncharacterized. The coding region runs from base 286 to 1257 and encodes 323 amino acids. Lineage: Eukaryota; Fungi; Basidiomycota; Agaricomycetes; Polyporales; Laetiporaceae. The record is from RefSeq and is a predicted model, not a curated record. The transcript has 2 exons.